Messenger RNA from Halichondria panicea, 4219 nucleotides. Its product is annotated as mucin-like protein. The coding region runs from base 56 to 4036 and encodes 1326 amino acids. Lineage: Eukaryota; Metazoa; Porifera; Demospongiae; Suberitida; Halichondriidae. Gene Ontology annotation, biological process: cell-matrix adhesion. Gene Ontology annotation, molecular function: calcium ion binding. The record is from RefSeq and is a predicted model, not a curated record. The transcript has 20 exons.
GCGCAUGCGCUGAGUAGUGUUGAGAUACGCCCCGUUUUUAUAGAAGACGUCGAACAUGGCGAAGCAAUGCUCAAUGUACUACCCAUUAUUCUGCCUUCUUUCAAUUUUCCAAAGCUCUCAUCAACAAAGUGGAAGUUCUCUUGGACUUGGUAGUGGAAGUGGAAGUGACCUAAUUACAACUACACAACCAUCCACAGAAGGACCUCUUUUGACUGAUGGACAGGACUUCUUGUCAUUCCUUAACAUUGAGGAAAUUGACAAUGGAGACCUGAGUGAACUAGGACACACAUUGGAUGGAUGCUCAUCACCAGUGUACAUGAAUGAAGGAAUUCCUUACGGCUCUCGCACAGAAACAAUUCUGAGGGUUUGUUCAAAUGGAGUAAUAUCAUUUGGAAGACCGUUUACUUGGUGGUAUCCCAACGUGUUUCCAUCUCGUUAUUUUGGGGUGAGGGAAUCAAACGUUGUUGCUGUAUUCUGGAACGACCAUGAUAAUCGGCUUUCUGGAAGCCGCAUAAUUUAUAAAACCUACAACCCGAAUCAGGGUACAGCAGCUUCAGCAAAGUUAGAACUAGUCAGUCACUUUGUUUCGAGGAAAACCAAAAGUGAUUUCUCGGGGAUAUGGAUGUUGGUUGCUCACUGGAUAGAUGUACCUCCAUACCCUUUUGGCUCAUACUACUAUCAGCGCUAUUAUGGAGUGAGUGCAAUGAGAAAUUCUUAUCAAGCUAUAAUUGUUACGGACGGUUUCAAGACCUACACUGUAUUUAACUAUAACUGUGACAUGAUUGAGUGGUCUGGCAGCUAUCGCUAUUCUGUUGUAGGCUACAAUAUCAAUUCAAAGUCUGCCCGAUCAAUAGAUUUUCCGUCCUACACAAAUCAUCCAUUGAGUGGUUACCGAGAGAUCAAUAUGGUUGCAUGUAAUAAUACGGAGUAUGGAGUAAGCUGGUCAAACUUAGUUUAUCAAAUUGGAGCAGCCACAGACUUGACACAAAGGGCACGAGCUGAAUGUCUAAGCCGAGCUACCAAGGACAUUCGAUCUUUCCGUGGAAAACAACAAUCUUACGAUCGUCCAUGCCCAUGUUCUUUUUGGCAGGCAAUAUUCGAUAGUCGCUACAGAUAUGCUUCGUAUUAUCUAGCACAGAUUACUGGAGAUUCUAGUUUUUAUAAUUCUCUAUGCUAUGUGCAAAGAUUCAAGCCUAGCUCUCCUAACAUUGGGGUUCAACUUUGCUGCUACAGCUAUGAUUUCAGCAAUUUUGGAGCAUUGUUGGACUCCUCGUUCGGAUACUACGGAAGCUCUUUACUAAGAUACAAUCCAUUCUGGGAUCAAGCAAGUUAUUUGAAAAAUGACUAUCCUUUCCGAGAAUACUGCUGCUUCGAUGGUGAUAUCUGUAAAUCAUACACCAGUCUUCGUCCAGCAGAUUCUUGUUCUACAUAUGUAGCUCCUAGAAGAGCUUGGUGCUGGGGAGAUCCGCAUAUAACAAACCUUGAUGGUGGUGUCUUUACUUUUAAUGGAUGGGGAGAGUACACUCUAUUAGAUAUAAACACAGCUAAUACAUCAUUUGUUCUGCAAGGACGAACCCACCCUGUGGGAAACAGUACUGCAACACAGUUGGUCGCAAUAGCCUUUGGAUUAUCUAAGUAUUCACCAGUGGAGGUUCGUCUUCCUGGUGAAAAUGAUACAGAACCGCUUCUGGUAUUCUUUGAGGGGAGAGAUAUCCUAGCUAAUGUCUCAAAUACGAACGACACAUUUGAACAUAUAAAUGCAACUAUAACUCGGAGCUCACCUACAUCCCUAGUUGCAAGCUUUCCAAAUGGUAUUGGAAUGAUAGUCAACGCUAGUGCAAUGCUGGGCUUUACCUUGAUUGUUCCCGAAGAGUUUAGAAGCAUGGGAUCUGGACUGAGUGGGAAUUUCAAUGGGGAUGCAACAGAUGAUGUUGCCUUCAAAAAUGGAACAAUUUUGACUCCACCAGUGGAUGAUAGAAUUCUACAUGAAGUCGGCCAAUCAUGGAUAAUCGAACAGGAGGACUCUCUGUUCACAUAUCCUGAAGAGUCAACUACUGCAGAUUACCAGUUUCCGAAUCACAUGCCAGUGUUUCUAACAGAUGUUCUAGCGGCUGCUCCGCCAGAUGUACUUGAUGCAUGUGGAGAUAACAAUGACUGUAUUUUUGAUGCUAUUCAGACAGGUGAUAUCAAUAUUGGAAUUCAAACUAUGUCAUCUAAUCAACAGAAUUUAGUCGAGCAAGAGCAAGGAGCAAAUACCCCACCGGUUAUUCUAGGACCUCGUAUUUUACAAAUAAGAUUCGGUGAAACGGCUGAGCUACACUUUAAUGUCACUGACAACAAUAUCUCUACUAUUAAUGUAUAUGUUGCGGGAGGUGUACCUGAAAAUGCAACCUUGACACCUUUUCCUGGGAAUGACUAUAUAGACUAUGUUUUCAAGUGGCUGAUAACAGAGGAAACAAGUGCACACCUAGUAUUUGUUGCUGAGGAUGAGAUGGAGGCUCGAUCUGUGCUAAAUGUUCAAGUCCAAAUAUGUGCAUGCUUGUAUGGAAACUGUACAACAAAUGGAGUUAUCGGAUUAAGUGCAAACAUUGUUAUGCUCAAUUGUGAAUGUCCAGAAGGCAGGGAAGGUCUGUUUUGUGAAGAAGACAUUAAUGGGUGUGCUCAGACUACAUGCUUCGAAGGAGUAGAGUGCGUGGACAUACCAGCUCCAGGAGUUGGAGCUGAAUGCGGGCCGUGUCCGAAUGGCUACUUUGGUGACGGGGGUAAAUGUGCAGACAUUGAUGAAUGUAUAAAUGGGACUGAAAACUGUGCGGACAUUUGUGUUAACACUGAGGGUGGCUUUCAAUGUGAUUGUAAUCCAGGAUAUCGGUUGUUGAAUGCAACUCACUGCAAAGAUGUUGAUGAGUGCUCUAUUCGAAAUGGAGGCUGCCAUCAAAUUUGUACUAAUAAUAAUGGUGGAUUUAACUGUAGCUGCACUGAUGGAUAUGAAUUAUCAAGUGACAGAACAUCAUGCACAGUUUCACCAGAUUCAAUGUGCAGCGAUCUAAACAAUUGUGACCAAGUUUGCGUAAAUGUAUCGGACGUGGGACAGUGCAGUUGUAUGCCUGGUUAUGAGCUACGUGCAAAUGGACGAACAUGUGAAAAUGUAAACGAGUGCAAAGAGUCACCUUGUGACCCUGAUAAUGGAGUAUGCACCGAUAACCUAGGCAGCUUCAGUUGCAGUUGUGGCAAAGGGUUUACUGAAAAUGGAAUACAGUGCCAAGAUAUGAAUGAAUGUGUUGAAGCUGCACUAGGAGGCUCCGAUUUGUGUGAAACUGAUACGACCAUGAGGUACUGCAUCAACACAGUGGGAGGAUACAUGUGUAUAUGCCCCGAUGGUGUAGAGCAAAGGGGGGACACUUGUGUCAACCUAGAUCUAGAGCCUAAAGCACCGCCCGGAUACGAGGAGUACAUCAUUGCCAUAAAACUUGAUGAAUAUUCUCUAUUUAGGUUUACAGUAACAAUUGAGGAUGCAUUCAGAACAUUAACUGCUCAAGCAAUCAACAAGUACUGUGAAUCAAAUGUUUGCAUAUUCAGUAAAAACGACCGUGCCAAGCGGCAAGUGGAACUAGUCACAGAAGAUGCUGUCUUCAUCACAGAUAUAGCCACAAAUGAUGAUGGUCAAGUGACGUUCUACGUUUACGUUGAAACUGAAAAUGGCAUACUUUCUGGAAUCACACUUCUCAAUGCCAUCAAUAACUUUAGAAACGAGUAUGCUGAUGGAGGAUUUUCACUUUCAGCCAACUUGUUAGUACAUGUACCAACCGUCCCUCCAUCAAUAACUAUUCCAACAUUGUCUGCGGAGCAGAGAGUAAUAAUAGCUGUGGUGGUUAGUAUUUUUGUCGCAAUUAUCGGAGUUGCAGUAGUUAUCGUCAUCGUCUGGUGCUUUGUGAUAUCCAAGAAGAAAAAGUCAGCAGUUUUGGUGGAAGAAGAAGAACUACGAAAGUUUCCGCUAAAAAGUAACAAGAUUCAACCUGACACUAGCACAAGCUUUUAACCGAGCUAUAAUUAUUAUCGUGUUUAGAAAAGUGUAGCAAAUAAUAAUUUACGUUGUAUUAUUAUAGAGUUCUAUAAAUUCCCAAAUUCUUGAUAUACAUGGUUUGUAACAGACUAACGUACAGCAGAUUAAGUUGUGUUCUCACUUAUUGCACAAAAUGUAUAAUAACUAUUUUCUAUGAUA